AUGUUCCCACAACUCACAUCACUUCUUUUUUGGACACUGGUAGUCACUUCGGGUGUUGGUGCUAGCCAGCAUGAAGCCCCGGUAGAUCUGGUGGUGCGAAGCAGCCCUGGCAAGACAGCUUCCAACACACUACUAGCCUUCCGUCGGUAUCUCGCCAACGCCAGACUCGAGGGAAGAGAGACCAAGUUCAGUAACAGCACUUCACUUGACACUGGAUUUGACAAUGCAAUUCUCUUCAAGUAUGAGCAAGAAGUUGAGACCGGCGCCAACGUCACAGCGAGUGCGGGCAUUGAGAUUGUGUGCACCAAGUGUUACAUCAAAGGCAAAGCCAGCGCUCACCUCACGAUCGACGGCACCUUCAAUGCAACGAAAGUGGCAACUGACAUCGGAAACGAGUUUGGAGAGACUUUCGACAACAUCACCACAUACGCAAAGAACUACGUUUCCGGGGUGGUGGACAACUUGUCUGAUGGCCUAGAUGCCGAUGACUUUGACUUUCCGCCGUUAAACAUUACAUUCGACCUUGAUGUUCCUUCAUUUCCCGAGGCGAGCCUAGGGUUCGGGUUCGAAGAUUUGGAGAUUUAUAUGCAGCUUGACACUGCUCUGUCAGCUGGCCUAUCGUACACACUCAAUCUUUACACGUCAACUACUCCUCUAGGCUCAAAGAUCGGAGAUGAUUUGCUUCUUGGUGUCGUAUUCUCCAUUGACCUUAUCUUGAGCGUUGAAAGCGAGCUCCAGAUGAGUAGCGGCUUUCACCUCCGGAUGGACGACGAAGUCGGCUUUGAUAUUGCCCUCUUUUCCAAGAACGUUUCCAGCGUCAACUUUAAUGGUGGCCAAUUCGAAUUCCUCCCCGUCAUCAUCGAAAGCGCCGGUGUAGAGCUCAAGGCUGUCCUCCGCGCAGGCUUCAGUGCCGGCAUUGAAAUCUCGUCUCCCGUUGACAGCAAGGAGAUUGAACUCUUCAACAACACUAUCAAAGUCCCAGGUGCCUCGGCCGGGAUAGAGGUCAGCGUAUUUGCAAACAUUGCUGAAUUGAGCACCAACGUUACGGCCUUGUCGACUCCAGACGAGAACGGCUGCGUCUUGAGGGCCGUCAACGCGUAUCAGUUUGCACUCGGUGCUGCGGCUGGCGCUUCGGUGCAGAUCGGCGACCGCAUCUGGGGUCCGGUGCCCAACACUCAGAUUCCGCUGUUUUACACCACACUUGGAGAUGCCUGUGCCAGCACACGUGUUCCGACUACAACAGCAAUUGGUGUCUCUGCCAGUCCGACUAGUAAAGAGAAGCGUCAAGAGGAGCUUACUACAACAACGCUGAGUAAGAAGGUGACGUAUACCGGUAUAGAAUGCUUGACUACGGGCUUAGUCAACUGUCCGCCGCAACUCCAGACUAUGCGGAAGUUUGUUGCUACGGAGACAUUCAUCACAGCCGUCGCAUCGGGGGUUGAAGCGGUCUUUCCGGUGGCCACGAAGGCUAUUGUCCAGGACGUAGUCAGCUUCGGAUCCAAUGCGCAGUCAUUGAUUUCGAGCAGUGGUGCUCCAAAAGAGUUCACACCGAGUCCAAGUGCAUCUGCCACCAGCAUAAACCCUCCUGGGGUGCUCGAUGGCAAAGUUGGUGGCAUCGAUAAGAAGAUCAUUGUGGGUAUCAGCAUCGGUACCGGUGUGAUUGCCAUGGCUGUUAUCGUCGGUGCUUGCAUGACGAACGGAGAAGUAACGUAUAUUCAAGACUUCCGCCCGUCGGAGCUCCACGACCCCACCAAGAAUCAGGAGCAAACUCAGGUCAAUGUCAUCAAUGUGCAUGCAAAAUAA
Messenger RNA from Colletotrichum fioriniae, 1803 nucleotides. NCBI's taxonomy places the organism in Eukaryota, Fungi, Ascomycota, Sordariomycetes, Glomerellales, Glomerellaceae. The record is from RefSeq and is a predicted model, not a curated record.